Messenger RNA from Notolabrus celidotus (New Zealand spotty), 1022 nucleotides. RefSeq lists its product as uncharacterized. NCBI's taxonomy places the organism in Eukaryota, Metazoa, Chordata, Actinopteri, Labriformes, Labridae. The coding region runs from base 119 to 760 and encodes 213 amino acids. The transcript is spliced from 8 exons. The record is from RefSeq and is a predicted model, not a curated record.
CUGCUCACCACUGAGCAGCAGCUGCACUCCAGGCUGCGUGGAAAACCAGUUUCCAUGGUAACAUAUCACCAGAUCCAAACAGUCUUCUCACACAGCAGUUUAUUCCUCCGCGUCCAAAAUGACUUCAGAGAAAGACACAACUCUCGUGAAUAAUGACCUCGAGUCAUCACAACCUGGGGAUGACAAAACAAAUGGCCACAUCUCCCAGAUCCCAGGACUGUCCCCGAGCAUCAGUUCUCUAACUAAGGAGAAGAUCCGAGGGCGGAGAAGAGGGGUGAAUGAGAGUGAUUCUGACUUUAUCAAACUUGCAAAACAAGGAGGACAUAAAGGACUUUUGUGGCAUGAGGACCCAAUUACUUCUGAGCCGACUUCAUACAAACCUCCAAACUGGUUCAGUGCAUCAGGAGGCAUUACCCCAAGUCUAAUUAACAGUGCAGCGAAGAAAAACCCUGGAGCUUCUCAACCGCGAGAGCCUCCCUUUGGGACUGACAAUAUGUCAGCCUGGGAGAGGGAUGAUAACAGCAGCAAUGGCAAAGAGAAGGUAAACACAGAAAUGCCUGAGUCAUUUCAGGAGAACAACAAUGAACAACACAUCCAGGUAGAGAAUUUGCAGGCAUCCAAUCAAUGCCAUGAGACCAGCAAAUUCAAGAGGAUAGUUCAUGACAAGAAACCAGCUCCUGUCAACAUGUCUAAGCUGCUGAGUUUUGGCUAUGUAGAAGAGGAUAAACCAACAAUAUGCAGCACAGAUCAAACAAAUUAGAAGACUGCCUCUACGUGGGAAAAGUAUGGACAAGUUCAAAUGCUUCCAAAGGGAUUAGUUGCCAUCCUGUCCUAAAACAAUACUGACUUUUUUACCCGAUGCUGAGCCACAUCAAAUAUUUUACUGUGUUUUUAAAAUUGUUUUGUGCAUGUUAAAUGUGUUACUCAAGUAUGAAAGUGUGGAUUAAAUUAAACUAGGACUUUUUGAGGCACUGUUGUUGCCAGUGAUGCAUUAUAAUUAAAUUUAGUUAGUAGCGAGUUCA